ACACGUCAGUCGGUCGGUGUCCGGUCGCCCCGUUUUGCAGUCGAAAACAGCACAAUAACAGCAAGGAUAUCCUUUUCGAGGAUUCUACAUCGCCGUAGAAAGUAGCCUUUACCGUUUGCUAACACGUAGAAUCAGUAACGCAGGAGCUGUGCUAUUACGCUUCGACAACCGGCAACGCGGCUACGUGUUCCUCUGUUUUCUCUUCGCGGAAUACACAACCGUACUGUUCUGCUGUGAGGCUACAAACAUAUCCAAACUGCGUGUUGUACGUGCCAGCAACCAUCUACCCUCCCUGAUAGACCACCAAAGUAUACACACAGUGACACCAAGGAGUAAGCCAAAAAAUGAACAUCUUUCGAUUGGCUGGGGACUUGUCACAUUUGCUGGCAAUCAUUCUGCUGCUGAUAAAAAUAUGGAAAACCAGAUCGUGCGCAGGUAUUUCCGGCAAGUCGCAGAUUCUGUUCGCCAUCGUCUACAUUAGUCGCUACCUGGACUUAGUGACGACGUUCAUCAGUUUAUACAAUACUUUCAUGAAGCUGGUCUUCAUCAGUGCUGCAGUUGCGACAAUAUAUCUGAUGUAUGUGAAAUUCAAGGCGACAUACGAUCAUAAUCACGACUCGUUCCGCAUCGAAUUUCUACUUAUACCGUGUUUCGUGCUGGCCCUGCUGAUCAACAAUGCUUUUACCCCGCUGGAGAUCCUGUGGACGUUUUCCAUCUAUUUAGAAGCUGUGGCUAUUCUGCCACAACUGUUCCUGGUUAGCAAGACCGGCGAGGCGGAAAGCAUUACCAGCCAUUAUCUCUUUGCUCUCGGCUCGUAUCGUGCACUCUAUUUGCUAAACUGGAUCUAUCGAUACUACGCAGAAGGACACUACGAUCUGAUUGCUAUAUUUGCCGGCGCCAUACAGACGAUCUUGUACUGCGAUUUCUUCUAUCUCUACAUCACGAAAGUCUUGAAGGGCAAGAAGCUUCAGUUACCAGCGUAAAUCGGUUGGAAGAGAGUAACAACAAUGUAUUGGACCGUUUUCGCCGGUUGGAUUAAUCUUCCUUUCACUUCGUGUGGUGGUUUACGAGAGAUACGAAAAAACCGAUAGCAUUAAGCAACACAGUAAUGUGCGGAUCUUUCAAAUCAAUUUCAGACACACACUGGAUACAAAACAGAGUUUUCUCCACAUCAGCAUCAGUGUCGUGACUUAACCUAAGGUUUUGUUUUAACAUUAUCAUGUCAUUCUCUUUGUAUUUUCCUGGCCAUCAAGCGGCCUUGCGGUAUGUUGAAAAAGCGAAACCCUGUCCCGCGGUGUGAAAUGAUGCGAUUGUGAGGUUGAAAUAAAAGCGAUUGCGAAAAACAAAGCAAAAUUAUAAUAUUAUUAGACUAUACUAUUAGAACAAUUAGCAUGCAAGAUUCACUUUCAAUAAACGAAAAGAAAAAAAAGUAAAAACUAAAUUGUUCAACCGUUCUUGUCAGUUA
Molecule: messenger RNA, 1465 nt
Organism: Anopheles bellator
Lineage: Eukaryota; Metazoa; Arthropoda; Insecta; Diptera; Culicidae
Gene: KdelR
Product: ER lumen protein-retaining receptor
Exons: 2
Coding region: 345-983 (212 amino acids)
Biological process (GO): endoplasmic reticulum to Golgi vesicle-mediated transport; protein retention in ER lumen
Cellular component (GO): endoplasmic reticulum; cis-Golgi network; membrane
Molecular function (GO): ER lumen protein retrieval receptor activity
Source: RefSeq, a predicted model, not a curated record